Molecule: messenger RNA, 378 nt
Organism: Pediculus humanus corporis (human body louse)
Lineage: Eukaryota; Metazoa; Arthropoda; Insecta; Psocodea; Pediculidae
Product: tRNA isopentenyltransferase, putative
Exons: 2
Coding region: 1-378 (125 amino acids)
Source: RefSeq, a predicted model, not a curated record
AUGGUUAACUCUCGCUUCGGGGAAAAUUUAAUAAAAGACAUUACGGAACGUGGAAAGUUACCCAUCAUUGUGGGGGGUACGAAUUACUACAUAGAAUCCGUUCUUUACAACGUUCUCAUAGAUCCAACGGUCUCAUCGGACGACGAAGAAGAAGAAGGAGGAGGAGAAGGACAAAUUGAAAAUGACGUCGUAAAUUCAAAAGUUGACAAAGCGACGGAAGCGAAAAAGAUGAAAUUAUCGAACGAAUGGAAGGAAAAGGAAUUUCAGGAAAGGGUUGAAAAGUUGGACAACGUGACGUUACACGAAAAGCUUAAGGAAAUAGAUCCCGAUAUGGCGGACGUAUUACAUCCGAACAACAGGAGGAAAAUUAUUAGGUGA